AUGGGCAAGAAGCCGUCAAUCGAUCAAUGCGAUCAUAUCCUCACAUCCCGAGGCGAGAUCCUCGAGAUUGAGGAGCGCAAGAUUGAUGGUCGGCAAUACCGAGUCUGGAAGCAUGCACCCAAAACAUUCCGCUCCUUCUUCCUGGCGUCCAUGGUCAAAUAUGCGGACCGGACAUUCAUCUCCUCCCCCUCAUCCUCUGGGACGUCCCGGGAGAGCGUGACCUUCAAACAGGUCCAUGAACGCGCGGAGCGGCUGGCGGGGUGGAUGAAGGAGCAAGGGCUGGGGAUGGGGAGUCGGGUAGCUAUUGGGGGAUCCAAUUCCGCAGGAUGGGUUGUGGCGUUCAUGGCCGUCCACCUGAUCGGCGGAAUAGCCGUCUGCCUCAAUGCCAUGCUCCCGCAAGAUCUGAUGCUACACUGCCUGAAGACGACCACUCCCCAUCUAGUCCUGGUAGACCCAGAAAGAGCAGAAGCGCUCAAACCUAUCCUGUCCAUGCUGAAAGAGCUGGGCGUAGGGCCGGUCGUGGACUUUACGACGGACCUGCAGUGCGGUCCCGCCUCCUUGGAAGAUGUCCGGUCUGGGAAAGGCCUCGAGGCGCUGGAUCCGGAAAGUGACGGCUUGAUCUUCUUCUCGUCUGGUACGAGUGGCCCGCCGAAGGCGGUGCUCAGUACGCAGCGAAUGGCGUUGACGAACCUCUGGUCCGGGAUGGUCGCUCCCGCCCGCGCCGCGCUUCGGGCAGACCUAAUCCCUCCUCCCCUCCCAUCCACAUCCGACCCGCAACGCACAGUCCUCCUAGCGAUCCCGCUGUUCCACGUCACGGGUUGCCUCUCGUGGCUCAUGCGCGCAGUCUUUGCCGGAAGCAAGAUGGUGAUGAUGCGGAGGUGGGACGUGAAGGAGGCGGUAGCCCUGAUUGAGGGAGAGGGGGUCACGGUCAUUGGAGGAGUCCCAGCCGUCGUAGCUUCAAUCCUCCAGUCUCCCGACCUCCUCAAAGAUCGAUCGUUCGAUACAGUGUUCUACGGCGGCGCGCCGCCGAGCAAGCAGCUCGCAGCGGAGGUGAAAGAGCGAUGGCCGAAAGCAGGACUGGUGCAGGGAUACGGGAUGACGGAGACUAACGCUUAUGUCUGUUCUAUCGCCGGAGGGGACUAUGUACUCAAGCCUGAUAGCACUGGACCCGUCGUUCCCGUGACAGAUGUCAAGAUUGUCGAUCCCGCCACUCGGAAAGAGUUGCCCGAUGGCAAGAUCGGUCUGCUUCUCGUGCGUGGUCCGCAGGUGAUGAAGCGAUACUAUGGGAAUGAGAAAGCCACCGCCGAGGCGAUCGAUGCGGACGGAUGGCUCGAUACCGGCGAUGUGGCCGAGGUGGACUAUGAAGGCUUUGUGUAUAUUCGAGAUCGACAGAAGGACAUCAUUAUCCGUGGCGGCGAGAACAUCACAUCGUCAGAGGUUGAGAACGCUUUAUACGCGGAUAAGCGCGUUUCUGAGGCGGUGGCCAUUGGGAUCCCCGACAAGAUCCUGGGCGAGCUGGUUGGUGCUAUAGUGGCUCUGCGGCCUGGGCAGAAGGGGACCGAGGCGGAUAUCCUGGAGGGUGUCAAAGGGAGACUGCCGCGGUUCGCCGUCCCUUCUCUGUUGUUGAUACACGAUGGACCCCUCCCCAAAAACGUCAACGGCAAAGUAGUCAAGCGGGACAUGAGGCCGAUGCUGGUGGAUGAAUGGGCAAAGCGGCAGCCAAAGCAGGAACAGCUGAAAGCGAAGCUCUGA
Dioszegia hungarica is the source of this 1752-nucleotide messenger RNA. RefSeq lists its product as uncharacterized. The transcript has 17 exons. Gene Ontology annotation, biological process: fatty acid metabolic process. Lineage: Eukaryota; Fungi; Basidiomycota; Tremellomycetes; Tremellales; Bulleribasidiaceae. Gene Ontology annotation, molecular function: medium-chain fatty acid-CoA ligase activity. The coding region runs from base 1 to 1752 and encodes 583 amino acids. The record is from RefSeq and is a predicted model, not a curated record.